Messenger RNA from Carya illinoinensis, 504 nucleotides. RefSeq lists its product as uncharacterized. NCBI's taxonomy places the organism in Eukaryota, Viridiplantae, Streptophyta, Magnoliopsida, Fagales, Juglandaceae. The transcript has 2 exons. The record is from RefSeq and is a predicted model, not a curated record. Bases 1 to 504 code for a protein of 167 amino acids.
AUGUCUUCUUCCCCAGAUCAAACAUUUGAUCCUCAUCCAAACACUCAUCCCGUCUCCUCUACUAAAAAUGCCCUCAUUGCUCUCAACAUUACCGCACCAAUCAAUGAGAAACUGACGCCAUCCACCUUUCCUCAAUGGAGAGCACAAUUCCAAGCUCUUCUUAUAGGAUAUAAUCUACUUGACUAUGUCAAUGGAAUUUUCCAUUGCCCCUCAACUGUUGGCACCUCUUUCACCGAGUUGAAUAAAACUCAUUGGAGAGGAAAUCGCUCCAUCCCUGCUUAUUUGCAUGAGGUGAAAGCCCUUGCCAUUGAGAUUGCACUCAUCAAUCAUCCAAUAUCUGAUAAUGAUCUUACCCUUUAUAUUCUUAAUGGAUUAGGUUCUAAUUUUAGGGAAAUUGCUGCACCGAUUCAAACAUGGGAAACAUUUCUAGCUUUCGAAGAGCUUUACGAUAUUCUUGUGGGUCAUGAAAGUUACCUACGACACUUGGAGACUGCAAACCAGUAG